This is a messenger RNA of Mobula hypostoma (lesser devil ray), 1110 nucleotides long. RefSeq names its product probable G-protein coupled receptor 139. Gene Ontology annotation, biological process: phospholipase C-activating G protein-coupled receptor signaling pathway. The transcript has 3 exons. The coding region runs from base 1 to 1110 and encodes 369 amino acids. Gene Ontology annotation, cellular component: plasma membrane. NCBI's taxonomy places the organism in Eukaryota, Metazoa, Chordata, Chondrichthyes, Myliobatiformes, Myliobatidae. Gene Ontology annotation, molecular function: G protein-coupled receptor activity. The record is from RefSeq and is a predicted model, not a curated record.
AUGGGCCGGACCGUGAACCGGAAUGCGGACUUCAUGGACCUCAUGACAUGCAGAACCAGACUCAGUGCCAGAGAUCCGGCUGCCGCAGCUUGUCUCAGUGAUCGAUCUAUCGCGAUGGAUUCGUCGAUCAGCAGUCCUCUCUAUAAAAAGCCGUUCAAACUGCUGGAAACUUGCCGACUCAUCUGCUACUCGGAUCUUCCCUUGGUCUCAAUUAAUUUGUUGGCUAUUGUGAUCCUUUGUCGUGGAAAAUGCGGACUCUCCAAAUGCAUCACGCUUUACCUGGUGGCAAUGGCAACAGCUGAUUUAAUGGGUGUUAUUUUUGGCGUUGUACUCGAGCGGAUCAAUAAUAUUUAUGUUUUUGCCAGCUUUCUGCUCAGCACUCCGAUUUGCGCUACGACGCUUGUGUUUCGGCUCGCACUAAUGGACUGUUCUGUCUGGCUAACGGUGGCUUUCACAUUUGAUCGAUGUAUUGCAAUUUGCAGUCAAAAGCUGAGGAAACGAUUUUGCACCAAGAGGACGGCGAUAAUAGUGGUUGUGAUUGUGGGCAUAGGGAGUUGUUUAAGGUAUGUUCCAUUUUACUUUUCAGUGGAUCAUUACGAGAUUAUUGACAACUUUCCAUGGCGCUGUAUUGGCAGAGCAGAUUACUUUACUUCACCAGUGUGGAAAGCUUACCAGAUGUUUAAUUGUAUCAUUACACCUUUAUUGCCAAUCGCUUUCAUUGUAUUGUUCAAUGCUUUAACAGUCACGCACAUUAUAGCGGCAAACAGAGUCCGCCGAGGACUCCGGAGCAGCAAUGACAAUGAGAAGGAUUCAGAGGUGGAGAACCGGCGAAAGUCAAUGAUUUUGCUGUUCACUCUAUCAGCCAAUUUCAUUUUAUUGUGGAUCCCCUUUAUAAUCUCCACCUUGAUGUGGCAGGCUGAAAAUUACUUUUAUACGGACAGAUACGCUAAUUCUACGUCGUUUAUCGUGCAAGAGUUUGGGUUCAUGUUACAAUUUCUCUGCACCUGCACCAACACGUGUAUCUACACACUGUCCCAGAGGAAAUUCAGGGAAGAGAUGACGAAAGGAGUGAAACAUCUGGUCACAUUAACUGGCCAACUUUGUAGAUAA